This is a messenger RNA of Rhinichthys klamathensis goyatoka, 1362 nucleotides long. RefSeq lists its product as uncharacterized. The transcript has 3 exons. The record is from RefSeq and is a predicted model, not a curated record. NCBI's taxonomy places the organism in Eukaryota, Metazoa, Chordata, Actinopteri, Cypriniformes, Leuciscidae. Bases 30 to 1184 code for a protein of 384 amino acids.
GACGAUGGGAAAGAUCUUUUUUGUAAACAAUGACGUUAAGCGAUUAUUGCCGUUUGUGCAAGAUAAAUAUGAGGGUAGAAGUUAUAUAUGGACACUCCACAGACAUGUUUUCAUCCAAAAAACCACCAAGUUUAUCCGAGAGGUUAACAAUAUUAGGGGUGACAGUCGCACCGGAGUCAGGGGAAUCGCGAAGAUCCUGCCAGCGUUGCUCAAACAGAAUUUCCAGGCUGGAAAGAGACUUGCCCACAUUCAGACAAUGGGAAGAAGAGUUCCGAAACACGGACAGCAACAUAGCCAAAAGGCAACGCGAGCCUACACCCUCGAAGACCCCGAGGGCUUUGAAAAAGACCUGCCCAAACCCACCGAGUCCACGAGACAUCUCCACCAGGAAAACCACAACCCAGGUUACCAUCACAUAUCCGUCGCAAACACUAUCAAGGGUGUGCAAUCCUGAGGAAGAUCCAAUCAUAAAAUUCAUAAUUCUAAAAAGAUGGAAAGAGGCUGCCAGUCAUGCAUUAAAACAUAAACACCUGCAAGAGGAACUCAAAUCUGGAAUCAUUCAGUUAAUUUUUGAAGAAUGUGAGAAACUGUGCUCUCAAAGAAAUGACUUCAUUUUAUGGAGGUCUAAACCAGCAGACCUUAAGUCAUUCUCUUUCCACAGUUUAAGAGAUGACCUCCAUCGGCUUGCACCCUUUAUGCUAUCGAUUUUCAAUUGCAUCACCAACAAUAACAACUUGUCAACAUGUACUGCUGCAGCAAUUGCAAUCAGAGGACGACAACCCCGUCUGGCUGCAUUAUCAUAUUACAUCAACACCAUUCUCCAGUAUGGUGGAGCAAAAAAGUCAGUUUUCAAACGAUUGAGCCAGUUAUCAAUAACCACAUCACACGGCAGAGCCAUAAAGAAGCAACGUGAGUUGGCACUUGGCUGUGGGGCUGACUUCCAAAAACUCAAACUAAGCUUCAAAGAUACAGACAACGAUGAAGAAUUCCAAGAAGCAUUCCGAAGCAUGGAGGACCUUCAUCUGUCAGAUGAAAACAGCGCACCUUCCACCAGACAGAAAGACAGCCGUGUGACCUGCCCAUCAUCAUAUUCAAUUAUCAUGGACAAUCUGGAUCUCUUUGUACACAGACACAACCAGUCAAUCGAUAACAGCAACAAAGUCUACACUGGAUACACCAUAUAGCCGUCAAAGACCGAAUACCCACCCACCACAUCUCCAAUAUCAAACCCACAACAGACAUUCAACGAUACAAUCUUGCCUUAUCACUUCCACAGAGGAACACCCAAGCUUUAAUGUGGCGCGAAUUAAUUGUUCUUGGGACCAGAAUGCUGAACAAGCACAUGACCGUGUUUGAAAGCUU